UGAUCCAGACUAACAAAAAGCGCUGGCCUGACGCUGUGCUCGCUUAAGUAUUCCUCGUCGAUCGAAAAACUAGACAAACCUGUGAUGGCGUCAAAUUCGUUUGAUUGAUCCAGUGUCUUCGUUCUCUCGUCAUGAGACCUCAUGGUACGCGGUCAUACCACAACACCGCCCUCCAGAAAUCAUAUAUAAUUCGAUGCACCAGCACCUUUGCUUCUCAUCAACCUCAGCUACAUCCUUACGUUCACUUUUAGUUGUCUAUCCUCUACCUCACUUUCGUCAAUCUAUCCUCAGAUUAAUAACAUGCAGUUGACACUCUCUUCUAUCUUGUUGUCUAUUGCCGCUUUCUCCACCGCUGCAAGCGUUCCCAUUACCCCAACGAUGUGCGCUGAAGCUAGUCGAUUUGGAAAUCCAAUCUACUCGCCCAGCACGGUUGCUCCAGGAGCUUCUAUGCAAAUCCAAACGGACUUCACUUGCUCCUUCUACUUCGGUAUCCACCCUACUUACACCGACUACUACAUUGAGGUUCCUACCAACAACAGUGGAUACGAGCCAAACAUUCUUCUUGCUCGCCGCCAACCCAAUGUUACCGCGUCCUCGCCCAUCGACAAGUUUACCGUCACAAUUCCUGACGCGACCUAUACCUCUGGUGCAAACUACGCUGUGGUUUUGGACGUUACGUACCCAAUCAACGGGACAAAUGGCACGCCCGUAUAUGUUGUUGGUGGUGUCGAGGGUGGGAUCACUAUUACUUAAAUACGGUGGUAUGGCUGGUAUCUGCACAUUAGCUGAUUGAUUUGUGGUACCUCUCUUAAUGACUUGCGUCGGGUAGACUCUAUGGACUUCGGUUAUUAUUUGGUUAAUAUAAUACAUUAUUGGUUGAAUGUGGUCGUGCUUGCUAAUUCCAAUAUUCAAUAUCUAUGGUUCACCUCUGUU
This is a messenger RNA of Serpula lacrymans var. lacrymans S7.9, 933 nucleotides long. RefSeq lists its product as uncharacterized. NCBI's taxonomy places the organism in Eukaryota, Fungi, Basidiomycota, Agaricomycetes, Boletales, Serpulaceae. The coding region runs from base 301 to 753 and encodes 150 amino acids. The record is from RefSeq and is a predicted model, not a curated record. The transcript is spliced from 3 exons.